Molecule: messenger RNA, 480 nt
Organism: Dioscorea cayenensis subsp. rotundata (Guinea yam)
Lineage: Eukaryota; Viridiplantae; Streptophyta; Magnoliopsida; Dioscoreales; Dioscoreaceae
Exons: 1
Coding region: 1-480 (159 amino acids)
Cellular component (GO): nucleus; cytoplasm
Source: RefSeq, a predicted model, not a curated record
AUGAUGGUUGAGAUUGGGGUUGUGGCGGUGUUGUUCUCUCUGGUGGUGAAGGAUGGAAGGACAGGCAUCGUAGAGGACGCGACAGCGGUGAUCGCGCAGGUGGCUGGGUGCGUGGAGAGCUUGGAAGCGUUUAGAAAGGUAGCGGGCGUUAGGGUCCUGGUAGAUCUAGUGGAUUUGGGGACAGGAGCGAGUGAGAGAUCAAGAGAGAACGCAGCGUCAGCGUUGCUGAAUCUGGUGAUGAGCGGCGGAGAGAGCGCGGUGGGGGAUAUAGCAGAGGUGGAGAUAGCGGAGGAGGUGGUGAGGGAGUUGGCAGAGAAAGGGAGUUUGAGGGCGAAGAGUAAGGCUGGGCCUUUGCUGAAAGCGAUGAACAGUGGACGGAGAGAUCAAUGGUCAUCGUGUCCAAGAAUGUUUGAGGAUCUUGAUUCGCCGGCGGGCGCCGGAGAUCUAAAACAGCCGCCGUCAUCUGCGGUUUCAUUCUAA